Molecule: messenger RNA, 426 nt
Organism: Heterostelium album PN500
Lineage: Eukaryota; Evosea; Eumycetozoa; Acytosteliales; Acytosteliaceae
Gene: limC
Product: LIM domain-containing protein
Exons: 4
Coding region: 1-426 (141 amino acids)
Source: RefSeq, a predicted model, not a curated record
AUGUCUGACACUUGUCCAACCUGUGAAAAAAAAGUAUACGCUGCUGAGGAUUACGACAGAUUGUUUAGAUUGAAAGGUUAUGGACAUGGUGGUGUCACUGAUAGUUUCGACCCACAACAAAAGACUGAUGUUGCACCAACAGUCGAACCAGUUGUUGAAUCAUUCUCCAAGCCAGUCUUCGAAGAAACAAUCGAAUUAUUCCCAAAUAACUGUCCAAGAUGUGGAAAGAAAGCUUAUGAGAAUGAGAAGAAGGUUUUCAACUCAAGAGAUUGGCACAAAAGCUGUUUCAGUUGCUUCAAGUGCAAGAAAUCACUUGUUUCUGGACAAUAUUCAGAGCGUAAUGGUUUAGUGUUCUGUCCACGUUGUUAUGAUUCCAACUUUGGUGCUAAAGGAUUUGGAUUCGGUGGAGCAACUGUAUUACAUUAA